Colossoma macropomum (tambaqui) is the source of this 560-nucleotide messenger RNA. It is a transcript of the gene rpl28, whose product is annotated as ribosomal protein L28. Gene Ontology annotation, biological process: translation. The record is from RefSeq and is a predicted model, not a curated record. NCBI's taxonomy places the organism in Eukaryota, Metazoa, Chordata, Actinopteri, Characiformes, Serrasalmidae. Gene Ontology annotation, molecular function: structural constituent of ribosome. Gene Ontology annotation, cellular component: ribosome; cytosolic large ribosomal subunit.
ACUUCUCUUUCAGGCGCAGUGAUCUAUAAAGUCGUCCUGUGACGCGCUACUCCUUCCUUUCUCUCUCUCUUCCUCCGCUGAGAAGGAACGCCAUCAUGUCGUCUCACCUGCAGUGGAUGGUGAUCAGAAACAACUCCAGUUUCCUCAUCAAGAGGAACGGACAGACCUACAGCACCGAGCCAAACAACCUGAAGGCCAGGAAUGCUUUCCGUUUCAACGGUCUUGUUCACCGCAAGACAGUCGGUGUUGAGCAGGCUGCUGAUGGCAAGGGUGUAGUUGUCAUCCUGAAGAAACGUGCAGGUCAGCGUAAACCUGUCAAGUCAUACGAGAAGAUCACAAUCAACAAGAACUCGCGCACCACACUCAACCGCCUGAGGAACAUCAUCCGCAAAAACAAUUACAGGAAGGACCUCAGCAUGGCGGCUCUGAGGCGUGCCAGUGCUAUCCUGAGGAGUCAGAAGCCUGUGGUGGUGAAGAAGCGCUCCAGGACCACCAAGAGCACAUAAACACCCACCUCACACAACACAGUCUGAGUUAAUAAAGUGUUUUGGUCAAAUAUC